Messenger RNA from Humulus lupulus (European hop), 2275 nucleotides. RefSeq lists its product as uncharacterized. Gene Ontology annotation, cellular component: membrane. Gene Ontology annotation, biological process: transmembrane transport; metal ion transport. NCBI's taxonomy places the organism in Eukaryota, Viridiplantae, Streptophyta, Magnoliopsida, Rosales, Cannabaceae. Gene Ontology annotation, molecular function: metal ion transmembrane transporter activity. The transcript is spliced from 6 exons. The record is from RefSeq and is a predicted model, not a curated record. The coding region runs from base 408 to 1784 and encodes 458 amino acids.
UUUACCCUUCAGUUUUGGAUUCAAUUUCAACGGGAGAAACAUACGAAGUUUCCCAGAACAACACGUUUGGUUGGUUUUCAACCUCCUUGAUUUAUCCGACAUUUUACUAUAAGAAAAACACUUCUUUUUUAUUUGAAUUGAUUUGUUGUUUGUGGGCUCAACGAACGAAGGAAGGAGUCUCUUGUUCUGUUUCUUUUUCUUCUCUUUCAUUUCUUUUGGGUGAUUAAGGCUACAUCCAAUCUUGGCUCAAACCAGAGAUCUCUUUGUGAAUUACCUUCUUAAUUGGAUUGAGAGAGGCAUAUAAUAACAAACUCUAAGUGGAAUAGAUGGUAUUUGAUGUGAUUUGGCUUGGUAUGUUUUGAAGUUGACCUAUUUUAAUUGAAUUUGAUUAAGAAAAGAAGCCAUUUAUGGAGUUAGCUCAUCAUGAGAGGGCAGUCAAUGGAAGAGCAUCAGAAGAAGAUAUGGAUAGAGAGACCUCUGCAGAUACUCCAUUGAGGGAGCCUUCUCUAUACCAUCCUCAUUAUGCUGGUACUGUGAGACAGAGAGCUUAUAUCUUUGAUGGCUCUGGGAAUUUUUACAAUAAGGAAUGGGAUCUUGCAGAAGGCAGAGGUGAAGAGUUUUGCUGGUACCAUGUGGAGCUUCCCAAAGGGAGCCAGAAACUCUCUCAAUCUGCUCAGUACCUCAUUGGAGUUCUUUGCCCGCCAUUGAAGCUCCAAGACAUUCUUUCACUCAUUAGCAAUGGACCCUUUUGUGGACAUGUUGAUGGAGCUCUUGUGUUCAGAGUUAACUCACCUGGUCCUGCUUCUAGUGAUUUCACCUUUAGGAUUGCUGCCAGAAUUACUGAGAAUUCGGUUAUCACUGUUUCGUUAGGCCGUGUUCCGAGAUUGGGAUUUUCUAGGAUGGGCCAGUCCCUGCUCUCUGAGAUUCCUAGUGUGGAGUGUCCAACUUAUUAUAGAGGUCAGCAAAAGGAAGGGAGUGGAACAGUAAUAAGAGAGCAUGUUCUUGAGUUCUUGUUGACCAUGAAUCAUUCUGAAGAGGCUGACAAUCCUGUGCCAAAAUCUGUCUCAAAUCUUGUGGUUCAUAUUAUUGACACGCACGUGGAUCAACUUCAAGAUAUGGUGACCAAACUUGAGAUUGAUUUAGAUGCCGUUGAGCUUGAGUUGGAUAAAGGUGGUUUUGCUCUAAAGAAACAAAUGCUGGAUGAUAGAAGAUUCCCCAAAAUGCAUCUUAAUCUGCAGCGCCUCCUUCAGGUAAUUGCACAUGGAGAGCAAGUAUUUCCUCGAGUCAAAGAAAAAUCUGCAUCGAAACGUUGGGUUGGCGGUGAAGACAUUAUCGCCCUUGAGGAGUUAAUUGGACGAUUAAGGAGACUAAAGGAAAAUGUAGGAUUUAUAGCCAAUCGUGUUACCGCUCUCCAGGCCGGUCUAGAUAGCUGGCAAGCUGAGCAAAUUAACAGAAAGCUCUAUUAUCUUUCAUUCCUCUCAAUAAUUUUCCUUCCCUUGUCUGUCAUUACAGGAGUGUUUGGCAUGAAUGUUGGAGGUGUUCCAUGGACUGGACAAAGAGAUCCUAGAAUAAAAGAUGGUUUUCGUAAUGUCAUGAUACUCUGUGUAGCUAUGCUAUUUCUGGUUCUUCUAUGCUUCAUUUUCCCAUAUCUUUAUUCCCGGAUAGCUGCAUGGAGAAGGACUAGGGCGGUGAAGAAAAGCUGGUCUCUUAAUAGGAAAUCAUUCCUCAAAAGAACCAUGGGUAGCGGCAUAUCUGAGGAAAGAGGGGGUUAUCUUAGGCUUUGAAUGAUAGAUGAAAUUCAUAUUCUCAUGGAACUUAUCCAAAAUUACAUCAGAUUUUUUGGCUUCAAAAUUACGACAGAUUAGUUUGUUUAAUCCAGGUUUACUUGUGGAUUCAAACAAAUGCCAGUGGGUGGUAACCUGUUCGAUGAUGACGUUUACAUUUCCCUCUAAACUGGAAUACCCUUUGCCUGGAUUUGAUAAAGCAAUGUGGGGUUUUUAGUUUAAGGUGCGCGGAAUCUUUCACUGAUUUUGUUUAUUUAUCCUAAUAAUGAUAGUUCAGUUCCUUUUCAUUUUCAGAAAGCUUCUGUAACUUGUACAGUGCUAUCAAAAUUUUCAUUUCUUAAAUUUUUAGUUGUUUUAUCCCGUGUUGUAAAAUACUAGAGUCCAGUUUCCAAGGUGUACCAUCAACAUAGCAUACUGAAUUCAUCUGUAGUACAAAUUUGUAUAUUCUGAAAGAUAAACUCAGAGAAUAGUAUUUUCCAUUUUUUUUAUUA